Molecule: messenger RNA, 3287 nt
Organism: Mercenaria mercenaria
Lineage: Eukaryota; Metazoa; Mollusca; Bivalvia; Venerida; Veneridae
Product: heat shock 70 kDa protein 12B-like
Exons: 9
Coding region: 404-2161 (585 amino acids)
Molecular function (GO): ATP binding; ATP-dependent protein folding chaperone
Source: RefSeq, a predicted model, not a curated record
AAUAAUACGUGCAUUCAUUCUAUAACCCUCUUUUCAUACUUUUAGAAAAUCGAUCACAAUAUUACUAAACAAAAAUAAUUAGAAAAUACUUAAUUUUAAAAAAAGAUGCAGUGAAUAGUUUUCAAAAUAAUACCAAAGUAUUACUGAGUAUUUUAAGAUAAGAAAGAGUGGACUUCUUAAGUUUGUACGUGCUAAUAGCUACAUACCUUUAUUAAGUGUGAAGGGGGUAGUGAUUCAUAUUCAUGGUGUUGGAUUAUAUUCAAGUGGAUUAUAUUAUUCGUGGUGGGUCACCAAUAGUGAUAUCAUCAUCUCUACCAACAUAGUUUGGGCGCAUCGUUAAAGUCAACGGUGGAAAUCCUAGAACAGAACAGAACAGAAUACCAUUGAUAUCUAUUGACGAGUUAUGACUGGAUAUAAGGGAUAUAAGACAAAGUUGGUUGUUGCGGCGAUUGAUUUCGGAACAACAUAUUCUGGAUACGCACAUUCUUUCAAAGAUGAAUACCAAAAGGAUCCACUAAAGAUCUAUGCUAACCUGGACUGGACAGAUGGCUCCGGACUGAUCACAGUAAAGGCCCCUACCGUGGUACUGUUUGAUCCGAAGGGAAACUUUCAUUCAUUUGGAUACGAAGCAGAGACCCAUUAUGCAAAACUGUCUGAAGAUGAAGAACAUCGUGGCUGGAAAUAUUUCAGGCGUUUUAAAAUGAAAUUGCACGAGAGACUGAAUCUUAGUCGUGAUAUAAUGAUCUAUGAUGACCAGAAACAAAGAAUGCCAGCAAUGAAUGUCUUCUCGGCUGCAAUCAAAUAUUUAAAGGACCAUCUUAUGAAGAGAUUGAAAGACAGAAUAGGGGACUUACGUGAAACAGAUAUACACUGGGUUCUUACAGUGCCAGCUAUAUGGCAUGAUGGCGCGAAACAAUUUAUGAAAGAGGCCGCAGACAAGGCCGGUAUUCCCGAGGACCAACUAACUUUGGCCUUAGAACCGGAAGCUGCUGCCAUUUACUGCAAAGAAUUAGUCGUAUCGGUAGCAAAAGAGCAAAGACAAGAAGCACAGCUACAAUCGUUUAGUACUGGUGCACAGUUCAUGGUCUUAGAUUUAGGAGGUGGCACUGUUGACAUAACUGUACAUGAGGUACAGAGAGAUGGUACACUUAAGGAACUACAUUCUCCAAGUGGUGGUCCUUGGGGAGGUACUGUAGUAGACAUGAGCAUUGACGAGUUUCUAGAUGAAUUGUUUGGGCCUGAUGUAAUGAGGGAAUUUAGAGACGAGUGUAAGACAGACGACCUUGACUUACAGAGAACAAUAGAGCUAAAGAAGAGAACAUGCAAGGAUAUCGAGAAUGACAAAGUCAACCUUAAAUUACCGACAGCUCUCUACGAAUUCUAUGAAGAAAAGACAGAUCAGAGUUUUGCAGCAUCAUUACCGAGGAGCAAAUUUUCAAAGUCUGUAAAAAAGAGAAGGGACAGGUUAAACAUUGAAAAUGAAAUGUUUUUGAGAAUGUUCAAAUUGUCAAAGGGCAAUUUGGUAAAUCACGUGGAAAAUUUGUUACGGAACCGGGAGCUUAGAAACGUGAAAACUUUGAUGAUGGUAGGCGGGUUUUCAGAAUCUGAUAUAAUGAAGAAUGCUAUAAAAACUGCCUUUCCCAGCAAACAAGUUAUCGUUCCUGAACAAGCGGGACUAGCAGUAGUAAAAGGCGCUGUAAUGUACGGACACAAUACAGACUCUAUUAGCUCAAGAAAACUACCUUACACAUACGGUAUAAGUACAGCAGUACCAUUUGAUGACAGACGGCAUCCUAUCUCAAAGAGAGUAUUCCGUGAUGGAAUGUACAAGUGCGAGGAUGUUUUUAAGGUGUUUAUUAAAGCCGGCACCACAGUUGUUCCACAUAAAACAAGCAUAGAGUAUUCGUUCUGCGCGCCAUUCAUAGGUUCAUCAAAAGCAACAGUUGAGGUGUACACAUCCAAAUCUGAGACCCCUAUGUAUGUAUCAGAUCUCGGAUGCCGUCGCAUUGGAGAGAUAUCACUUGAACUAAUUGGGAGACGAAGAGAAGAAAAACAGGUGUUGGAUGUAGAGAUGUUGUUCGGAGGUACUCAAGUAAAGGUUACUGCAAAAGAACACGGAACAAACAAUAAAGUGUCCGCAACUUUCAAUUGCCUUAGAUAAAAAGGCCUAAGUGUGAAAUUAAACUUUUGAUGAAAAAAAGUUAUCAGAUAAUGUGCUCUAUAUAUUCCUUAAGUAUCCUCGAAAUCAAGUUAACUUUCAGAGAUAGAAAAUAUAGCUUCUCUGGUCGCAAUCAGUUAAAAAGACUAAAAUGUCACUACUGAUUUGUGAGACAUGAAAACAGAGAUUUGAGUAUAUAUAUGCAAAUGUUGAACCAGUACGAUUCUACCUAUUAUCCCUCAUUUUUGUAUAAGAAUACUUUUUUCCGAGGUACUUAACAACUUUUGUGCAUGGAACACAUAUGGUAUUGUCUUCUAUCAAAUCGUAACAGAGAACAUUAUAUCUUUAUCGGAGACAGGACCACCGCCCCUUUAGCUUUACCCUGCUAAAUUUCUAAAAUGGACUGGUCCAUCAAGUUUGGGCAGUACCGCUUCUUAUUCAAAGGUGUGUUCACUUAAAAUUAACUGACUGACUAGCGAACAGUGCAUACCAUGAUCAGCCUGCACGGACAAAACCACUUGCCGCCAGCAGGCUGAAGGUUAAACUGGUAGCCCUAAUUUGACAUGAAGACCCUUUAUAUAUGCGGACUUAAUGAACUUAAUUUUAUGAUGUCCUAAGCCAGCGUAAUAUAUUAGUUGGUUAGGUAAGAUUCUAGUAAUUGUUUUAGUUUUAUUGUAUUGUUUUAAAAUUGUAAUGCAUAUAUAUAUAUAUAUAAGUUUUCGAAAUAAUAAUUGCAGAACAUUUAAACGGUGCUUUGUAGUAAGCUAAAUCAUGAAUACGAUUUAGUUCGUGCUACUUGUCUAAAAGUAUGCAUUUGUGCAUGCAAAGUAUGGGUCCAUGUGUAAUCCAUCCGAUGAUAAUUUCUCUGAUAUGUCAAACUUUAUCAUGAUAAUGUUAAGGGCUGUACUGCUGUGAUAACGUUUGUGAUGUCUAUGAAAGACGUUUUGGUCAAAUGAUUAAAACGUUCAACGUGAUCUCGUGUGUUAGUGUUAAUAUUCAUUGAGACUAAAUUUAACAUAUUCUGAUCUAUUUAAUGCUGUUUUAUCGUAUAUGAUAUUAUCUGAAUCCAUCCAUGUCCAUGUCUCUUGUUAUGAUAUGCUUUUAUAUUUUCUUUUAUUUGUUACGCUGU